CACCAUCCGCCCUCCUCCUCCUCCUCUUCCUCCUCUUUCUCGGCGCUGCAGCGCAAAAGGGAGCGAAAAUGGCGAGCGUGGCUCGCAGCGAGGAGCAAUAUUACGAAAAGAUAACAUCGAUUCAGCAAAGCAUGCGCAAAAGGGAGAAACGGAGGCUGGAGCUUGAGAGGGAACUGUUUGUUUACUCCAGAUCUGAUAAAAGAAUCUCACAGAUAAAGUGUUCCAAACUGCUCAGUUAUCUCAAGGAAAUCUCUGACAGGGAAGCACGAGCGAAAAUGAGAAACCUUGAGCUUCUGAGAGAUGUGGAGUGCAUAGAAAUUAGCAUGAAGGAAUAUAGCCCUGACCAUGGCCCCCUGCAACAACAAAAGGCUGACUUUUUCAAAAAGAUUUCCAAAUUUAUGGAAGAAAGGAAGAAAAUGGAGAAAGAGCUUGAGGCAGCAAAGAUUAAAGCUAUGCAUAGAGAGCACCAGGAAAGCUCCAUCUCUCAUCCAGCUAAGAAUUUUACACAAUCACCAGCAGUAAUUUCUAUGGACCACCAGACCUCCAGAGAGUCUGACGCUGAAGCCGGCACCACAAGUGUACACUCACACCGAGCAUUGCAUCGUUCGCCCAAUCGCAGCAUGCACUCCCGUGAACGUCUACCAAGUGGCCUUUUGAAGGACUUCAGAGUUGGCGGAGAGGAUGCUGCCAGCAACCGAGCACAUUUAUCAGAUGACAUUUCAGGCUCAAACGAUUCCCCUGACUGCUGUAAUUUGAGUGACAAACAUGAAAGAAUGAUGGCGGUGCUCCCAUCUGUUUGUGCCUUAGCUGGCAAUGUGCCUUUUGGAAGUGAUGAUGAACUAGAACCUUCACCUCUUGUGACCUUGACAGGCCCUGAGAAGAAUCCGUCUCCCAGCAUGAGGGCUAAGAAUUCCCCUGCAGAACAUACUAACUCCCAAGAGAUGGCUCAUCAGUCGCCCAUAAUGGAAGCUGGACAGAGAGGUCUCAGCCAUUUGAUGCCUGAAAGCACUUUUGGAAAAGAAGCUCAAGAUACACCAGGUAGAUGUGAAAGUGUCAGCACACCCAGUUCUGAUGUGCAGUUGUCAGAGAGCAGUGCUAGUGACCUGUCCAUUUCUCUGACACAAUCUGAGCUGGAGGAGGAUCUACCAGAGGUAGUGGAACCUGAGAGGAAUGCCACUUCUCGUGGGAGUGAUGAUCACAAUCAGCACAGUCCAGAAUUAUCCCUCCACUCUGAUGGAUCCAAGAACACAUCUUCAGUGACCUUAGAAAGUCUCUCUCAGGAAGGACUCUUUAAUCUGCUAGACAGCAUCGAAGGACGGCUCCAUGGUGAUCGGACUAGUGUGUAUGGGGAUUCUUCAGUUGAUGGGAGGCAACUCAGUAGACUUAUCAGCCUUUGUAACAGUGGAGCAGGCUUGAAUGACGAGGACCUUGAAGCAUGCGGAGCAGUCGUCCUUCAUGAGCUUCAGAGGUUGUCAUGGAGCACAGCAAAGGGCUGCCUGCUCCCUCAGGAUCUAGUGAGUUCUCACCAGUCCAGCCCUGAGCCUAAUGAAAUAAGCACCAGCCUCUCUCCUGAUGCCGCUCGGCUGUGGGAUCGCUGGUUCAAGCACGCCCUUCUGCUCAAGGAGCGCCGUGUCCUCAACACUGAGCGCUUGGUCCAGCUGUUCACGCCGCUGCUGCUCGAGCGCCAUGCCACCUACAGCCACCAGGCCAAAGUGCUGCUGAGGACACUUCUGUCCCGGUCCAGUGAGGAGUGCCCCUCAGCAGAGGACAAGAGUGACUUGUCGUCUUCAUGUGGUCCUCCCUCUCUCCUAGCUGACGGUGGUGUGAAGCCCGCCAGGCCAGUACAACAGCAACAGUUUCAAGAACUACAAAGUACUGAAGAGGACAGCCAGGACGAAAGCCCUGUGGAAAGUGUUCCUAUUAGAGAGACAAAAGCAUAUCAGUUACUUAAACAAUCAGCCAUGCAGGAAAGGCUGCAGAGUUCUGGAGAGGAGGAGGAGGUGGAGGAGGAUGGCCUCUCAGGAAUAAAUCAUGGCCAUGAAGAGGACCUGGGGAGGGCCAAACACUCCUCACAUCAAGACCCUUACCCCCGGAAGGAGAAGGCAAACUCAAAGGCUCAUUCUGCUGUACAGUCAAAAGCUUUCUGGGGGGAAUCAGAUGACAGCAACUCAGAGAUUGAAGCAGCCUUGCGUCCUCAACCUUUCAACACAAACAACAACGACACCGAUGACUUCUAUGACUGAUAUUUCCCUGGAGAUACUUUUUAAAUGCACUACAUUAUAUCGCUGUGAAAUCUCAGGCAGCUCAGCUCAGUGUAAUUCACCUCCUGACCAUUAUUUUAGUGGUCUGCAUUGUAAAUCGUAUGCACACUGUAUCGUAAAAACAAAUAAUAAAGUUGACAGCUCUCACGCUGGGUAAAGUAUGUGAAGAGUUGUCCAACACUCUGAUGUUAA
This is a messenger RNA of Lates calcarifer (barramundi perch), 2453 nucleotides long. It is a transcript of the gene kiz, whose product is annotated as kizuna centrosomal protein. The record is from RefSeq and is a predicted model, not a curated record. Gene Ontology annotation, biological process: spindle organization. Gene Ontology annotation, cellular component: centrosome. The transcript is spliced from 15 exons. The coding region runs from base 69 to 2243 and encodes 724 amino acids. Lineage: Eukaryota; Metazoa; Chordata; Actinopteri; Centropomidae.